This is a messenger RNA of Lynx canadensis (Canada lynx), 5375 nucleotides long. RefSeq names its product G protein-coupled receptor 52 (gene GPR52). Bases 2365 to 3450 code for a protein of 361 amino acids. Gene Ontology annotation, biological process: G protein-coupled receptor signaling pathway. The record is from RefSeq and is a predicted model, not a curated record. Gene Ontology annotation, cellular component: membrane. The transcript has a single exon. NCBI's taxonomy places the organism in Eukaryota, Metazoa, Chordata, Mammalia, Carnivora, Felidae. Gene Ontology annotation, molecular function: G protein-coupled receptor activity.
GUACCUUGUGGUAGUUUCUCUACAGGGUUUAAAGGUGUAUCCCAGUGUUUUUUUGUUUUUUUGUUUUUUGUUUGUUUUUUGUUUUUGUUUUGUUUGUUUCUUACUGUCUGGUCCAUAGGAAUUAAUCUUUAUAAAUGCUAUAAGGAGACUAUCUCUAGAGAUUCAUACAUGCCAUUAAUAUGUUAUAAGGAUCGGUCAGUUCCAUUGUCUUCUUUUGUCAAUCUUGAUCAGAGCUUGCCGAGUAAGUCUAUAAGCCUGCAUGUGCCUGGCAACUGUUACCUAGUGACAGUUUCAGCUGCAGUAGCCAUUGGCUGUGCUGUUGAUUGGGGCAGGAGGACCGAGUCACCUUUCUGAUGGUGGUGAGUUCUUCUGCAUCAGCUCAGGAUGAGGAGGAGAGGAGCAGGGCUCCGGCUCAGGUGGAGGCAGUGAUACUGAGAGAUUGUGAAGAAUAUAGCGACAGCAUCCUGGUAACUGCAUCACAGUAAAUCGGACUUCUGAAUCAAGCAGCCCAGCCUAGCAGCUGAUAAGAGUGAAUGUAGGUGAGAAGCAUUGCCUUAUUCCCAUAAGAAGAGAACUAUUUUGUGAUAAGUGAAACUAGGAAUGUGCAAGGAGGAAUAUCCUGUGGCUGUUAUAAAAGAAGGACUUCCCUGAAUGACUUGGUGGUGCACGAGAAAAUAACUUUCAGAAGAAUGCUUUCUGUUAAGCUGCUGCUUUGUUCCUGAAGGAAACGUUUUUAUCUCUAAUGCAUGUUACUUCUUCAAGAGGUAUGACAACAAAGACUGACAAGAAACUCUCUGAAAUACCUGUACUUUUAAAAAGAUUUUUGAUAAAUGUUAACCUGAUAACAGAAUGACCUUGGAAGCCUCUUGGAUGGAUUCUAUCCUGCAAGCCUUUCAGUAUUUCAAACUCUAGGAUUUAAACUCAUCUUGAUGCUUUAGAGGUAUUUUAAAAUAAGACCAUCUUAUAACCUACCUAAUGACCCCUGUACUAAUCGAGCACUUGUUCAAAAUAGAAAACAGAAAUAGAAGAGGCAUUUUCAUAACAUAUGGCUGCUGUAUAACUGCAAGUAUAGCAAACAAGGUAAUUUUCCACUUUCAGAAGAUUUAGUCGAAGUAAUGAUUUAAUGUGUUAAUCCUCUGAUGAAAGUAGAAUAGAAACAGACUAUGAAGCCUACUAGAAAUACCUAAGUAAUAAAUAAUGGCAGCGUUUCUAGUCAAAUAAGCUCAGAGUGUAUAGGAAAGUUUCUAUUGUUUAAAUUUCAUAUAUACGUGAGAUAUAGGUGUGGUUGCAAAGGUGAGAAAUAACUUUGAGCUCUGAAUCUAUUAUUCCGUUAUAAGGAAGGUAGCAUAUCAGAUAAUGAAAGUUAUUUUCAGUUAUUGAUGCUGAAAUUAAUAACAUUUAUUUUCCCUUUGAAAAGGAGAACAUACAAAUUACAUGUAGAACCGGUAAUUGUAAUGGACUAAAACUGUUUUCAUCUGAAUGCUUAAAAAAUUGCAUGCAGAAUUAAAACUUUACAGUUUAUCAUAUCUUGUCACGUGUUAACCCAUUGCACAUUAUCUUCACUACUGGAAAUAUGCUUUUGUUUACUCAUGAGAGUUAUAGGGCAGUCUGGAGUCUGUUACCCCUAUUCUGCUCCUUUGUGCCCAAGUAGACCCGAGUCUUUUAGAAUUAACCUUGUGUGCAUGUGUGUGUGGGGAUUUAGCUUUUUUGAGAAAUGAGAAAUAGAUCAUAAAGUUCAUCCACCAGCAUCGAACCCUGAACUGAGCCCAAAGGCACUCUUUGCCGCAAUGAACUUUUUCUUAGACUUGCAACUAGAUCUUAGAUCUUAAUUAUUUAAAACCGUAAAAUAUGAAUCCACUUCUCAUGACAGAUGAAGUAGGAAGCCUGAGACAAUUUAAGACUUUUUUUCCCUCAUUAUUUCUAGUUGAUCCCUAAGAAACUACCUUUCUGAUGAGCCCAAACAGCUCACAAACUCUUUUCUUCCCUUGGCAAUUGAUUUUUUUUUUCUUUUUACAGAUUUAAUUUUUCAUGGUGAAAGGUAAUAAAAUAUCCAUUUUCUCUAGAAGUGCCUUGUGUCUUCAAAAAGUUGUUGGAGAGAGCAUCAGAGGAAGCUAAUCAGUGACCUUUUUUCACCUCCUUUCUAGCUUACUUCCCUUUCUCCCCCUCCCAAAGUUGAGAUGUGUCACUGCUGCACUGAGACUGAUGAAGAGGCUUGAGUACUCUCUGGGAUGCUCGGCUGUGACAGAAGCACUGCCACUGUCUACCGAAGCUGAUCCCGAGACACUCAUGUGUAGAGUUUAACACAUGCUGGACAGGGCACCUGCUUGCUGGAGCCAAGGCUACAUGUUCCCUUAAUUCCAAGCCAUGAAUGAAACCAGGUGGACUGAAUGGAGCAUCCUGAACAUGAGCAGUGGCAUUGUGAAUGUGUCUGAACGUCACUCCUGCCCACUUGGAUUUGGCUACUACAGUGCGGUGGAUGUGUGCAUCUUUGAGACCAUUGUUAUUGUCUUGCUGACAUUUCUAAUCAUUGCUGGGAAUUUAACGGUCAUCUUUGUCUUUCACUGUGCUCCACUCUUACACCAUUACACUACCAGCUAUUUUAUUCAGACAAUGGCAUAUGCUGAUCUUUUCGUUGGAGUUAGCUGCUUGGUUCCUACUCUCUCACUUCUUCACUACUCCACAGGUAUCCAUGAGUCAUUGACUUGCCAGGUUUUUGGAUAUAUCAUCUCGGUUCUAAAAAGCGUUUCUAUGGCAUGUCUUGCUUGCAUAAGCGUGGAUCGCUAUCUUGCAAUAACCAAGCCUCUUUCCUACAAUCAACUGGUCACUCCUUGUCGCCUGAGAAUUUGCAUUAUUUUAAUCUGGAUCUACUCUUGCCUCAUUUUCUUGCCUUCCUUUUUUGGCUGGGGGAAACCUGGGUACCAUGGUGACAUUUUUGAAUGGUGUGCCACCUCUUGGCUCACCAGUGCCUAUUUUACUGGCUUUAUUGUUUGUUUACUUUAUGCUCCUGCUGCCUUUGUGGUCUGCUUCACUUACUUCCACAUUUUCAAAAUUUGCCGUCAGCACACCAAAGAGAUAAAUGACCGGAGGGCCCGAUUUCCUAGCCAUGAGGUGGAUGCCUCUGGAGAGACCGGACACAGCCCCGACCGUCGCUACGCCAUGGUUUUGUUUCGGAUAACCAGUGUGUUUUACAUGCUGUGGCUCCCUUAUAUAAUUUACUUUCUUCUGGAAAGCUCCCGGGUCUUAGACAAUCCAACACUGUCCUUCCUAACAACCUGGCUUGCUAUAAGUAAUAGUUUUUGUAACUGUGUAAUAUACAGCCUUUCCAACAGUGUUUUCCGGCUAGGCCUCCGAAGACUGUCCAAGACGAUGUGCACAUCUUGUCUGUGUGUGAAGGAUCAGGAAGCACGAGACCCCAAACCUAGGAAACGGGCUAAUUCCUGCUCCAUUUGAAGAGAACUAUACAGUAAAUCCAGUGUAAUCUGACAGGGGUUUUGGAUUGUGUUCUUGAUUCUUCUAUAAUAUCUAAAUAAUUCUUCUGGAAGUUUGCCACUAGAGAAAUAUUUACUUGAAUAGUUGACUAUGAGAUGAAGGGACUAAAGAUUUCUUUUUUUUUUUUUUCCUUCUCUUUUUCCACAGUGGUGGGGGAGGGGGAGCUAGAGAAAAGAAUGUAUAGAGGGUAAUCUCAUGAGAUAACUUUAGUAUGUGAGUAUAAAUGUACAGUAAUAACAAAAUUAAGCACUGAAGAUGAAAAAAUUAUUGAAAAAAGUAUCUCAGAGCUUCCACAGGACAUGAGCAAAGCCCCUCGGCAUCUCUGUCCUCUCUGACUGAGCUCUCUCCUCUGUCUUUGCCUCUCAUUCUGUCUGUCUGUCUCACUUUCUUUGUGUUUGUGGAAAUGACUUACAUAAAUUGCCCUUUAAAUGCUACAUAUAAUAUAUGUGGCAAAGUGCAAUUUUUUGCAUCAAAGUAUACUCUUAAAUGUACUAAUCUGCAACCCAUAAGUUGUCUCUCUAUGAAGGAUGCAUAGUAAGCAUUGUAUUUUAUUACCUGCCACAUAACCCUUUUGCUUGUGUUUUUAUAAUGUCCGCAGUGCAAAUUGUUUGCUAUAAACAAAAAGAAACAGUACUUUUGUUUCUUCUGGGUAAAAUUAUGUGUACCCAUCCCCACCCCCUUUCUAACAGCCUGCUAUUUUUUUCCUCCAUUGUUCUUGAUCUGCAUCCUUUGGUACCUUAAUCCAAAAGUGUCUUAGCUAAUGAAAGAAUCUACUAUAUAAAGCAAUCAUAAUCUUAAAUAAUCUAUUCCUUCCAACAAAGGUUCUUUGAGAUAUUGUGUUAAAUAUUUUUAAUAGCUUUUGUAUACAUUUUUAUCUGGUUCCUUUCCAAUUAGCUCAUGUGCCCAAAGUAGUGUCUUUAAUAAAGCUUUGUUUUUCUUUAAGGAAAUCCACAAAUAAUUCUAAUGGAGAUUUCAGAGUAUUCACCCAGAAGUAAGGUAUUGCUCUUCAAACCACACAGCGUGUCCUCCCCGCAAUCCAGUAGACAAUAUUAACCUUUUUGUGUUACGUCUACGAAGCUUAGUGUUGCGUCCACCAAUCAUUUGUGUGAUAUGCAUUUGCAUAUACUAUAUUUUUUACAACAAAGAAAAUGUAAAUUAUGUGAUCUGUGCCUAAUGUUUUCUUAGCACAAUACAUAGAUCAAUGUUGCUUAACUCAUCAACAUUGGAAAAAAUAUACAAAAACUUUAAAGAGAAAAAUACUUUUGUGUAGUUGUUAUUAGAUAUUUAUAUUAGAUCAAGCUGCAUUCUUAGUACUGCUGAGAAUACGAUAUACUUAAUUAUCAAAUACAGGUAAGAGCUGUCAGUAUUUCCUUUUGUAAUCUGUUUUCAUACGCAGAGAUUAAAUUAACUUAUUUUUUAGUGUGCUACAUGGAAUUGUAUAAUAAAUUGCCAGGGGUUUAGAUGUAGCAAAAUGGCAUUUGGGGGAAUCAGUCAGUAGUGAAGCAGGUGUGAGUGGUAAAACAUCUAAAUCUUACUUUUUUACUAUAAGUUUCCUGCCUGACAGAUAUUUUAAAGUUUAUAUCAGACUACUGAGUAUUUUUCUUCUCAGCAUUUUGAUUUAUUUGUUUUAUGAAAUGCAUUUAAUGAAAUGUGCCUAUGACUUCAAAUUGGAAGCCUAGUGUGUUUGCACACGAGUGGUUUGACUUCAGAGGUCCGUUAGUAGAAAUGUCAUCAUUUUAUUGAGGUUGUUUUGAACCUGUGUAUAUUUUUAAACAUGUAAGAAAGGUUUAAAAUAAAGAAUAAAAUAGUAUUCUACGUAUCAAAAUCAGACUUUGUUUCAGUUUCAUAAAAACACUCACUUAGAAUCAAAAUUUAAUUGUGUCACA